CAGAGAGUUGCUCAGUGACGGGAAACCACAGAUAGAGCAGGACCACCACAGAGUCACUGGAUCAGUGGGAUCUUGAAGAGACAGAGAGGGUACCUGUAUCCAUUUAAAGGCUUGUAAAAACGCAAGAAAUCCUUGCCAAGGAGAGACUGAGGAAAGACACUUUCCUAUAUUUGUUAUUAUUUUAUAGAGAUUAGCAGAGGAAGACAGAUGACAGACUUUAGGGCAGCUCUAAAGCCCAGUUCUGGGCCUAAGCCAGGGUCUGAGAUCAAGACUAACACCCCAGCAAAGGUCGAUUUCAGAUCAUUGCUCAACAAAAAAGAUGGUUCACCCAGAGCACCUGCUGCAACCCCACCCCCAAGCAGCACACCUUUAGAUUUCAGGUCUGCCCUGAACAAGAAGAAAGCACCAGAACCAGAGAAGAAUGAGGCAAAUGAGCAGAGCUCGAAACCAGUGUCUAAGACACCCCAGAAGGACAAGCAGAGUGGUAUCAAUGGUGUUAAUGGUGGAGCAAUAGACAAAAAGGCUAACGCAACAGAGAAAGCAACAACAGAGAAAAACAGCAGCAGCACCGAUGCAGGAAGGCCCACUGAAAAAAGUGAUAUAGCUCCUGAGAAAGCCAGCCAGGAGAAGAAGAGAGACAAUGGAGAGAUAGCAGAGACUAACAACAAGGUGAAAGCUAUAAAUGGAGGAAAUAACAAUGCAGGAAAACCACCUGUGAUCUUAAAGCCUCUCUGUGACAUCACUGUGGUGGAUGGAGAGAAGCUGAUGUUAGAGUGUCAGGUGACCUCUGACCCCCAAGCUGUCAUCACCUGGAUACUUGAUGGGAAAGUGGUGAAGCCAUCCAAGUUCAUUGUCUUAUCACAGGAAGGUGAAAAGUGCUCGCUUUCUAUCGAUAAGGCUCUACCAGAGGAUGAGGGGCGCUACACAUGCAGAGCAGAGAAUGCAGGCGGUAAAGCAGAUUGUUCUUGUAUGGUCAUUGUUGAAGAUCCUUUAGACCCAUCUGCAGAUAAGAAAAACAAGAAAAGCACUUCUGCUACUCCAACUACAGAAAAUGAAGCCAGAAUAAAGAAGAAACCAGCUCCCACCAAACAGGGUUCACCACCUCAGUUCCUGCAGUUCCCUGGAGAUCAGAAGAUCAGGGCAGGAGAGAAGGUGGAGCUGUUGUGCAAUUUUGGAGGGAUGGCACCAAUAACUUGCACCUGGCUCAAGUUUAAAAAGCCGAUCCAGGCAGGAAGUGGGGGCAUUUCCAUAGAAACCACAGAGAACAGCAGUCAGUUGACAAUCACAGCAAGUGACCAGGAUCACAGUGGUUGCUACACGCUGGAGUUGCAGAAUAAAUUUGGCACCAAGCAGUCCUCACUCAACCUCACUGUCGUAGAUAAGCCGGAUCCCCCAGCUGGCAUCCCUGCUGUCUCCGACAUUCGCAAGUCCUCACUCACCCUCUCCUGGUACGGUCCCACUUAUGAUGGAGGCAGCAUCGUCCAGUCCUACAACCUGGAGAUAUGGAACUCAAUGGAAAACACGUGGAAUGACCUCACAUCCUGUAACAGCACCUCCUACCACGUCCAGAACCUUCUUGCCGAUCGUCAGUAUAAGUUCCGCGUUCGAGCUGUUAAUAUGUAUGGUGUUGGAGAGCCCAGUGCAGAAUCUGAGCCUAUCACAGUGGGGGUGGAGGAGGUUACAGAAAAAAAGGAAGAGGAGGAAGCUGGAGCUGAUGAUGAUGAGGAGAAAGAACCAGAGUACCGAGAUGUGGCCAUUAAGAAAGACUGCAGCGUCAAGGACUUCUAUGAUAUAGAGGACCGCUUAGGAACGGGUAAAUUUGGUCAGGUCUUCAAGCUAGUGGAGAAGUCUAACAAAAAGGUGUGGGCAGGGAAGUUCAUCAAGGCAUUCUCACAAAAGGAUAAGGAGAAUGUGAGGCAGGAGAUCGGUGUCAUGAACAGCCUCCACCACCCCAAACUGGUGCAGUGUGUGGAUGCCUUUGAGGGGAAGUCUGAUAUUGUCAUGGUCAUGGAGAUGAUCUCUGGCGGUGAGUUGUUUGAGAGAAUCGUUGAUGAGGAUUUUGAACUGAGUGAGAGAGAGGUGAUCAAGUACAUGCUGCAGAUCAUAGAUGGUGUCCAGUUUAUCCACAAGCAAGGCAUUGUCCACCUCGACCUCAAACCUGAAAACAUCAUGUGCGUCAACAAAACAGGAAGCAAGAUCAAGCUCAUCGACUUUGGUCUUGCCCGAAGAAUAGAGGAUUCUGGUUCACUCAAGGUUCUUUUUGGAACCCCUGAGUUUGUUGCUCCUGAAGUGAUCAACUAUGAGGUUAUCAGCUAUCCAACAGACAUGUGGAGCAUUGGUGUCAUCUGUUACAUUCUGGUGAGUGGUCUUUCUCCAUUCAUGGGAGAUAAUGACAAUGAGACCCUCGCUAACGUCACCUCAGCCACCUGGGAUUUUGAAGAUGAGGCAUUUGAUGAUAUUUCAGAUCAGGCUAAAGACUUCAUCAGCAGUCUCCUAAAGAAGGACAUGAAGGCCAGACUGACCUGUGCGCAGUGUUUGGGGCACUCCUGGCUCAAGCAGGACACCAGAAAUAUGGAGGCAAAACAGCUGUCCAAAGAGAGGAUGAAGAAGUACAUCCUGAGACGGCGCUGGCAGAAAACAGGAAAUGCAGUGCGAGCCAUCUCCAGGUUCAGUUCUAUGGGAAUGUUAGGAGGCAUUGGCCCAAAGAAAGGUUCUCCGACUGAAGAAGAACCUACUGCACCAUUCCUUGAGUGUAUCGAGGAUGAAAACCACACCCCUGCGGCCCCCACAUUCACCUCUGUCAUAAAGGAUGUGGAAGUGGUGGAAGGCAGUGCUGCCCGCUUUGACUGCAAGAUAGUGGGCUGCCCAGACCCUGAGGUUGUGUGGUACAAGGACGAGCAACCUAUAAAGGAGACCCGCCACUUCCAGAUUGACUAUGAAGAGGAUGGUCACUGUAGCCUUGUGAUCUCAGAGGUUUGCCCUGACGAUGACUCCAAGUACACUUGCAAAGCCGUCAAUAGCCUGGGAGAAGCCAGCUGCACCGCUGAACUGAUGGUUGAGUUUAUGCAGGAGGAGGAGGGAGAGGGGGACGGUGAAGGUGAAGGUGAGGAGGAGGAACAACAGGAGUGAAUAAUGAUGGAUGAGCGAUGGUGUUAGAAAGAGAUGCCAAAGAAACUAUGAAUCUCUGAAACAUCUACACACUUUUAAUGCUUUUUUUCUUACAGACACAGACUGUCUUUCACCAAUGCAAAUGUUUGUACACAAUCUUUGUGUUUCUUCAUACUGUCUAGCAUACUUUGCAAAGAGAAAACCUUUUUUUGUGUGUGAACACUCUUUGCCAAGAUCAAAGACAUUCCAGCUUGUGCCUUUCUGUCCAGACAAUUACCCCAACUGAUUUACCAAAAUGAACAAAAAAUAAUAAAUAAAAACAUUGAUGUUGGGGCAUUUGGCCUUCCAAAGAAUUCUAUCACUCUAUUUGGCUUAUUACAUUAUUUCAAACCAUCCACGUAAGUAAUUUUUUUGUGUGGCAUGAAACUUUUGUGUGCACAUUUUUAGUCUGCACUGUUGUGCAAUCUAGCAGUAACAAAAUUACAUUGCUUUUUUACACUGAUCUAGUUUACCACAGCGUUUUAAUAUCAAUAUGAAGCCAUGAAUAUUAUUUAAAUACUGUUGGAGACCUUACUGUAUAAAGAUACGAAUUAUUAGCAUUUUUUAAAUAUAAUGAGUGUAUUGGCAAUAGUUAGUUAAUAGCUACCAGAAUUAAUGUUUAUCCUAAAUGACUGAAUGUAGUUAAUGAUGAAAGUGACCCACAUAAGUACCUUAAAUUGUACACCAUUAUUCUCUGUCAUGGCUAGAAAUUUGAAAGAUAGAUAGUAAAAUCCUGAAUUAUCUGUGCUUCUUCUGCUUUGAGUUCAAAAUGCUUUUGUGGAGUGAACCUGCUUGCAUUACAGAGCAAUGAGGUGAAUGUUGGGCAGCAAUCUUUAAUACCACCCCAUAUUUAUAGCAUGUGGGGUGGUACUCAAACCUUUUUUUUGUUUGUUUGUUUUUUGACUUUUUCACUUAACCUAUUUUGGCUUAUUUCCCUUCACAUCCCAAGCUUCUGUUGAAGUAGUGUAUUACAAAUAGGCUAAAGUGAACUGAAGACUACCCAACAAGAAGAGUGUAGAAAACAGAUGUGUAGAUCAUGUUAUAUAAUAAGUACAUCUAAAGAGCUCUGUAUGUUAAUUUAGGUUUAUUCAGCAUAAAUUGCAAUGAUUAUCUGAACACUGGUAAAGCACCAUGUUUGCUGUUACUUGUCAGAAUUCCAGCCACAAUGGUUAAUAUAAAUGGGUGUUUCUUCAACUCUCAUUAGUUUAUUUAAUGUGUCUACUAACAAUAUUCAACAGUUUAUGUACAUGCACCACAUGAGAUUUAUAUCAUUUUUGUCAUUUUUUCAGAAGGUCAUGAAAAUUCCCACCACAGUAUAAUUUCCACCACAAAUUCUACAUAGUGUUUAAUUCCGUGAUGGAAAUGAUGGUGAUGGAAAUUACAUUGUUAAUGUUUUUUUAAAAUAAAAUGGUAGACUCCUU
This is a messenger RNA of Xyrauchen texanus (razorback sucker), 4568 nucleotides long. It is a transcript of the gene mylkb, whose product is annotated as myosin light chain kinase b. Gene Ontology annotation, molecular function: protein kinase activity; protein binding; ATP binding. Lineage: Eukaryota; Metazoa; Chordata; Actinopteri; Cypriniformes; Catostomidae. The record is from RefSeq and is a predicted model, not a curated record. Bases 208 to 3129 code for a protein of 973 amino acids. The transcript is spliced from 17 exons. Gene Ontology annotation, biological process: protein phosphorylation.